AUGAGUAAAUCGGCACCCCAAUCCAAGAUGCCGUCGCCGGCGCGGACACCGCGCGUGUCGGUAGACGAGCGGCGGCCAGCCCACGCAAACCAGCCGCCGGGCAUUGUCAACAUGGGCAUGACAUGUUUCCUCAACUCGACCUUCCAGGCACUGGCAGCCACUCCGGCCAUGAUUGCUCUACUGGCCAACAACCCAGCGUUGCCCCUUAUCCCUUCGCCCAACUCCAUGCUGCCUCCUCCGGCGCAAGAGCCACGGCUCACCCCCAGUCUCGGCGCCGACGCGCUCGAGCCCCCGCUCUACAAGCUCUUGCCCGUGAACCGCGCCUUCUCCAACUGCCUGCACAAGGCCUGGACCAUCAAGGAGCGCGGAGGGGGCACGAGCGGACCGGGCGAGGGAUCCAGUCUACACACUAUGACGCUGGCGCCGCUGCUGCGCGAACUGGCAAGGAAGUAUGACCAGUACGACGAGUUUGCCCAGCAAGACGCCCACGAGCUGUUGCGGCAUCUCUUGGACUCUAUGGAAAUGGAGGAAAAGGACGUCAUCAAGCGCAAAGCAGCCGACGCAAAGCUGCUGGCUGAGAACGCGGAACUACAGCAGCAGCAGCAGCAGCAGCAGCAGCAGCUGGCAGACGCUCCUAUUCGGUCCGGGUCGACGGACCAAGAACCGCAGGAACAACCCGCCGCAAGCCUCUCCCCAGCAAACGUGCCGGCGGCUCUUCCGACAACUGUGGCGCCACAAUCCCCGGUUCUAUCAGCCACCCCUGCAACACCUGUGGUGGAAGACCGACUGGUGCCCUUCGUUGACGUGCUGUUUGGCGGCCUUCUCGCCUCUGUCGUGGUGUGCGAGACAUGCAAGUCGGUCUCACACACGUACGAGGGGUUCCUCGAUGUGUCGCUCAGCAUGCGCGGUGACGAUGACCAGCCACGUCUGCGUAAGCGUGACAGGUUCCGCGCAAUGGCUUCGCGACUCAAGCCUGGUGUCAAGGUCGGCGGUCAAAAGUUUCCCGAAUUGCCGGCGACCAUGUCCGAGCCCGAGGGGAGCGACACGGAGCGUGGAGGCGCGGCAGAGCCCAAGGCAGACAGGCGAGGACGACAUGCGCAUUAUCCCAAGAACCUGUCUCGCGAGUCCGAUGCCGACAGCGACGGCGUAAGGACACCCAGCACAGCUCCACGAGGCAUCAAGGCGAGCUUUUCAUUCAAGCGCAAGGGCCUGCGCACGCCGAGCGCCAGUCGCGCGAGGACACCAGCCACCACUAGUCCGUCACAGACACCCGCGACUCUCCCGUCGGCGCCGACGACGGGCGCGUCCACCCCGAUGGGUGGCUCUGGGGCCUCGCUGUCAAGCUUCGCUCCCAGCGUCCUCACCGAGCAGCUGCAUCAGCACGUGCACCAGGCCAAACCCACACCAGCGCAAACAGCGUAUAUCCAGCGUAUCCUGUACGGACCGCCCGCGGCGCCGGAGACUGCAGACCCGCUCGCCAAGCUGCGUGCCGCGCACGUGGGUGGACUGACUGCCGCCAAUGCCGCCAAGCCGUCCGACUAUGGCCUUGUCGACAGCCUGAAAUCGUUUACAGCCGUCGAGGUGCUUGAGGGCGACAACGCGUUUGCGUGCCACAAGUGCUGGAAGAUCAAGAAUGGGCAUUACCGCAACAAGCGACGGGAACCCGUUUCCGAGGUGCACCAUUCGCUGGCGGAGAGCGCCCCACCGUCCAUGGUGUCAGUAGUGCACCAGGACUCGACCCUGCUCGAACCUCUCAUGGGGGCAGGCGUGCCCCUGGAAUCGACCCCGUUGGAACCUCUUCUCAGCCCCCCCAUGCCCAUCCUCCCCGCUAUCGCUGUCGAAUCACCGGGAAUGACCGUGAGAGAGGCCGAGAUCUUUGCACCCGUCCCGUUGUCUGUCGGCCCAACCCCGGGCACUGGCUCGGACGGGUCCCGCCUCGGCCGCUUGGUGAGCCGGUCUCGCAGUAUGGUGCGCGCCGCCAGCCCGCUGCGCACAUCCAAGACCGCUGCCGAUGAAGAUAACAGCAGCCCCGAUGCGCUGGCCAACCCACACUCGAACCCGAUGGAGAUUCUCGGCAGCGAUCGCCAGCUUGACCGCUUCGACUCGGUCACGUCUACGGGCAGCACGACGAGCUUGAGCACAAUGUCCAACGAGUACAACACGUCGAGCUCUGUCGCCGCCACUUCGACCACGAUGGUGAGCACGAUCGGCACGACGUCGACCUACACCGCCGGCCAGAGCCCGAACGCGAGCACGAGCAGCCUUGGCCGCGGCCAGUCCAAGGACGACGACGACACGGAUGGUCUCUCCGACUCGACAGACGACGAGGAGAUGCCUGGACCGGGCACGAGUGCGCACAUUGGCGGCCUGUUCCGUGGCGGUUUAGGCGGCCGGCCCAGCGUCAAGAGGCAGCAGAGCAAGCACUUUGUCCUCCGCCGCGCGUUCAAGCGCUACCUCAUUGCCCAGGCGCCCGAGGUGCUCGUCUUCCACAUCAAGCGGUUCAAGCAGACCAACGCGGGGCUGUAUUCAAGCUUCUCCAACUUGAAAAAGAUGGACGACUUUGUCUCGUUCCCCGAAAUCAUGGACGUGGCGCCCUUCCUCGCGCCCAACCGCACAGACUUCAAGUGUGUGCGCACCCCGGAAGGCGUGCACGCGCCGUACAUGGACUGGCCGAGCCCCGACCACCCGCCCGAAGCGCCGCCCAUGCUGUACAAGCUGUACGCCGUGGUGGUGCACAUGGGCACCAUGGUGGGCGGGCACUAUAUCGCCUACGUCCUGGUCGACCCCGAAACGGUGUUCCUGCCGCCCGGCGAGGGUGGGCUGGGCACGGGACCGGCGGCGGUGGAGCAUGCCAUCUCAAUGCUGAUUCUGGAGCCCGAGGAGCGGAAGAAGAAGGAGAAGGAGAAGGAGAAGGAGAAGCAAAGGGAUAGGAGGGUGUGGUGCUACUGCUCCGAUACCGAGGUGCGCUUUGCGACUGUCGAAGAGGUUCUCUCUGCGCGGGCGUACAUGUGCUUUUACGAAAAGGAGAGGCCGUAG
This is a messenger RNA of Apiotrichum porosum, 3036 nucleotides long. RefSeq lists its product as uncharacterized. The record is from RefSeq and is a predicted model, not a curated record. The transcript has 5 exons. NCBI's taxonomy places the organism in Eukaryota, Fungi, Basidiomycota, Tremellomycetes, Trichosporonales, Trichosporonaceae. Gene Ontology annotation, molecular function: cysteine-type endopeptidase activity; cysteine-type deubiquitinase activity. Gene Ontology annotation, biological process: protein deubiquitination. Gene Ontology annotation, cellular component: nucleus; cytosol. The coding region runs from base 1 to 3036 and encodes 1011 amino acids.